AUGUCACAUUACGGAAGGCGUCUCAGUGCGAACUCAUCAUCGCAUUUGAUGGCGUCCAGCUCAGCCAGUACAAAGUUUCUACAGCUCUACGAAUCCCUUCCAGCCGAUGCACAGCAUGCUCUUGUCGAGAGUUCACUUGCACCGCUCCUCGAUGUAGUUUCCAAAGAGAAAUCAAACCGCACUCUUGCAUCAGCAGCACGCAUGCAUAAAAAAUAUGCCAGCAUGCCAUCUUUGAACCUGAAAGCAAAGAAGUUGGAGAUCGCUUCACUCCUGGACGAACUCGCCCGCGACCACAAACGUUCUUACGUGAAAGAAAAGUCUCGCAAAGAAGAACUCCUCGCAGAAGUCAUCGAGAGCGUCAUCGACUGGCUCAAUGAUAUAUGGAGAGUCAUAUACGAGUACGCGGUCGAACAGAUCGGUAACGCGCGGGUCGGGUGCAAGUGUUCUUUUAUGAACAUGUACAUUUCUGUAAAGAUCAGGCGCUCCUCUGGCAAGGUCGUCAAGUCUUUCCAUUUCACUGGCGCACACAACCUCCAGCGUGUUAUGCUUUGGAUUUGGCGCGACCUUUUCGUAGUCAUGCUUGCCGAUGGCACUAAGCGUCAGAAGUCUGCCAUCCCAGAUAUGCUCGACGAUAUUCGCACCGAAUUCGGCUGGAACGCCCUCGAGCGAUUACUCUACGGUGGUCAAAAACCCGAUGACGACGAAGAUGACGACGACUUUGAUUCGAUGAUGAUAUCGAUUAUGACGAUGAUUACAGUGAAGACUACACGGACACUGACGGAAACUCCGCUGGCACCGCUUGUAGCGAUGCUCAAUGUGCCUGUGCUCAUCCGCACGUCUCUCAUUUCUCUCUUUGCUACCAUGCCCAGUCCAAUUCUCUUUGCAAGUAUCGGCGACAUAUCUGAAGCGGAUGGAACGGACGAGGAUGACCUUUGCGAAGAGCUCCUCCCCACACUAAUGCGUAUCGCCACUUACAGCCCCGAGAAUUUUGCUACAGCACUGCAUAUAUGUGCAUUGCAUUCACAUACAGAUAAUAUCAAUACCCUACUCGCCAACCACUCUCACCUUCUGCGUCCCCGCGACGCGCCCGCACACCAGCUUGCAACCAUAAUACUUGCCGCAGAACCACCCUACCAGCUCAAUGCACUACGCAUCGUCGAGAAAGAGCUGCUCGACACUGUGCACGCCAUCCGCGCCGCCGUGCGGAGCGCAUUUUGUCAUAUUGAUGUUCAGGCCAAUAAGACGGAGCUGACCGAGAUCAUAGCAUUGCGCCUGGAAGCACUGGGUCGACGAGGGCGGAUUGACCGCUGGGUGGGUGCUGUAGUAUCGCCUACAAGUGAAACUGCCCAUCCGAUGGCACUGGCGGCGCUCAUGAUGGGGCUUCCUCUCCCCCCUGGGAUGGAAGGGGCUAUGGACGAUACUGACCCGCUCGGGUACAUCGACAUAGAUGUCCAGGAUCCGGAUCUGGAUGACCUGCGGGAAGAUUUCCGUCCGAACCUAAAGGCACGCCUCGAGGGUUGGAUAGAAGCGGGACGGACAAUCAAGGGAGGGAUGUCAGUAUUACUGAAGGUGUAUGCUGUGAUCAUCGAGAUGAUGCCGUUCUUGGGUGCGCCAGAUAUAGUUGAUGAAAUGACGGGACGGCUCUCUGAGAAACCAAGUAAACUCUUUCUCUGUGACGCCCUUGAUGCGCUGUGGGAUUUCUGCAGACAGCAGAGGCGCAGGUUUGCAAAGCCAAAGAGCAAGCAAAAGCCGCCAUGCACCCCCAAUACCUCCCAAGCACCAAGCCAAUCAAGUAAUCAAUCAAGUAAUUCUGGGGGCGUAACGUUCAUUGCGAUAAAUAACUCUCAGUCUUGUCCGGGGGGAGUAGUGGAUGAUGUCGAUUGA
Messenger RNA from Suillus subalutaceus, 1884 nucleotides. RefSeq lists its product as uncharacterized. Lineage: Eukaryota; Fungi; Basidiomycota; Agaricomycetes; Boletales; Suillaceae. The transcript is spliced from 7 exons. The record is from RefSeq and is a predicted model, not a curated record. Bases 1 to 1884 code for a protein of 627 amino acids.